Oncorhynchus gorbuscha (pink salmon) is the source of this 3350-nucleotide messenger RNA. RefSeq names its product fms related receptor tyrosine kinase 1 (gene flt1). The transcript has 11 exons. Gene Ontology annotation, cellular component: plasma membrane. Bases 216 to 1646 code for a protein of 476 amino acids. The record is from RefSeq and is a predicted model, not a curated record. Gene Ontology annotation, biological process: vascular endothelial growth factor receptor signaling pathway; protein phosphorylation. Gene Ontology annotation, molecular function: vascular endothelial growth factor receptor activity; ATP binding. NCBI's taxonomy places the organism in Eukaryota, Metazoa, Chordata, Actinopteri, Salmoniformes, Salmonidae.
UUGAUGAGCGGUGUUCUGUAAGCGUCUCCCACGGUUCUCCUUUCCUCUAUUCGGGAAACCUCUCCUACUCGUCAGAAUCAAUGCGAAUCAGCAGCGGUAAGCGCGCUGAUGCUGUGCGGUCUGUAGCUUUCUAUUCUCUGGAGAAUAAGGACUAAACCCUCUGUUACACGUUUCUUCUUGCAUAGCUCUUCAGUGCAACGGGGAAGACAGACAACAUGAUUUGCUUUAUCUUCGUGGUUCUAUGUGGAUUGUCUGGCAGUGCGCUUGCAAAAGGUAAAGUGGAUAGGGAGCCUAAGGGGAAGUUCAGUGUUCCUGUUCUGGAUGUGAAGAGUCGACAGCUGGUCCUGGAGGCCAACCAGACGCUGACGAUUCACUGCAGGGGUCGGUGGGAGCUGUCGUGGGUGUUCCCUGGAGGUGUGGCCAGAGAUAAAGAGAGUGUGCAAUUGGAGGAUUCUCGCUGUGGGAGGCAGAGCCAGCAUUACUGCAGCCAACUGAUUAUUAGCUCAGCCCAGGCCCAGCACACAGGAUCGUUCCGGUGUCGGUAUAGCCAGCGGACCCGCAGGCAGAGUGCUGUCUACAUUUAUGUCACAGACAGACAGCGGCCAUUUGUGGAGGAGCAGAAUAACAGUCCAGGCGUGGUGUAUAUCAAGGAGAGCCAGACUCUGGUCUUCCCCUGUAGGGUCACCCACCCUGACGCCACCGUGUCAUUGGUCAAGUUCCCUGACCGUGAGUUGACCCCAGACCAGAGGAACAUAGUGUGGAACAGCAGACAGGGCUUCCUCAUCCGCAGUCCCACCUACUUCUACAUCGGCCUGUUCUCCUGCAAGACCUCUGUCAACGGGACCACACACUCCCUCAGUUACCUCACACACAGACAAGUGAAUAAGAUUAUGGAGGUGUAUCUGAACAGUACUAGUCCCAUCCAGACUUUACAGGGGGACAGUCUGGCCAUCAACUGUACUGUCACUGCAGAGUGGAACAGCAGAGUGUCCAUCAGCUGGGACUACCCUGGGCAGGUAAACCGGGCAGCCAUAAUUAGUAGGCGUAUCAUGGCCAGUAAAACUCACAUGGUUUUCUACAGUAUUCUGUCCAUCCCUAAACUCCACCGCUCUGACAGAGGGCUCUAUAUCUGCCGAGUGACCAGUGGACCGGUCAGCCGAGAGACUAACGUGUCAGUCACAGUCUACGACCGUCCGUAUAUCCGUCUGACACCCAGACAAGGGGCUAUAGUGGAGGCUCAUGCAGGACAGAAGUCCUACCGACUCUCCCCCAAACUACGGGCCUUCCCUGUCCCAGAGAUCAUCUGGUUGAAGGAUGGGAAGGUAGCAGCAGAACAGUGUUCCCGUUACCAUGUGGACGGGAAUUCCCUGGUGAUCCGGGAUGUGGCGAAGGAGGAUGCAGGGAAGUACACUAUCCUGGUGGGAAUCCAGGAGCACAGACUCUACCAGAACCUAACGCUCUCUCUGGUGGUCAACGUGAGUCCUGGGAUAGGGGAGAAGGCGGUGUCCUUGCAGGACCCAGGUAGUGUCCCGCAGGGCAGCAGACAAGCCCUGCACUGCAGCUCCCACGGAGUCCCCCCUCCUCACAUCGCCUGGCUCUGGCACCCCUGCCCCCCCAAAGGCCUCUCUGGCGGAACACGGGCCUGAUGCCGCGCCGGAGGAGGCCCAGCGACAGUGGGCCAGGCUGGGCCAGGCUGAUAGGGACCUGGGUCCUCAGGGUAGGGUGUGGGUCUAGAGCCUGUGUCUGGCCCUGGAUCCUUGGACCUGGGUCUGGGGCCUGGAUCCACCCUUAUGUCCUAGGUCUGGGUCCUUGGUGCUGGAUGUGUCCCUGGGUCCAGUCGUGGAUCCUUGGUCUUGUCCUGGGCCCUGGGAACCGCAGCGCUCUUAUCUGGCCCAGGCAGGAGGCUCGCCGGGUUUCCUGUGCGAAAAUCAGAGCGCUUUUCCUCUCCUUGUUUGGCUUCCUCCCCGACGCGAGACGCUUCCCAGCAGCGUGAUUGUCCCUCCGUCUUCAAACGUGGCAGAGUCCUGCUUCCUCAAGGGCUUGAUCUAUUCUUGAGACCCCCCCUCCCCUCCUCAUUCCCCCUUCCCCUGGCCUUCCCCCCCUCGCCAGCUCUGCCCCUCAUCCCCAAACCUUCGUUUCACUUCACACUCCACCACACUCAGCAAGGCUGUCCCCAUGGCAGCCGGCGCCUUCAGACAUUACAGCCACCUAGCGACCCCACAUUGGUGCUCUCUGGGAUCUUGGGGUUGGAGGGCAGGGGGGGGGGGGCAGGACAGUGACCUGGUACACUGUUGAAGAGGAGGAUGAGGAAGAAGAGGAGUGAGAGGUCACACCACACUGAGGACAAUGAUCUGAUCUGCUUUUAAUGGUUAUUAUUCUAUUUAUUUAUUUCCCGUUACCCAGGUUGCAUUUUUACACCCCUUUUCUGGCUUCUUCUUUUUUUUACAUUGUUACUUUUCUCGGACAUUUUGAGCCAGAAAGAAGUGCCCUUCCAUCCAUCCACUAAGCCACGUUUUUCUGGAGCUGCUUUUGCUUCUUGUGUUCCUAGAGUGGUACUAUAAUGGGUACAUGAGCCUGUCCCCAGCCCCGAGCCCUGAGCCCUGCCAUCCUGUUGUAGUUAUGACAUCCACAAAAGCUGUGAGUUCUGACUGUAAAUCAUAUACCUUAUAAGUAAGUUGCUACAUCUCAGAUGGGCGAGCGGGAGAGAGAGAGGGAGAGAGAGAGGGUGAGAGAGAGAGAGUGAGAGAGAGAGAGUGAGCGAGAGAGAGAGGGAGAGAGAGAGAGAGAGAGAGAGAGAAAUGUUCUGGGAUGCCCUACAGUUACUGGAAGAUACUCUGGGACUGCUCAUCAAACACCUACCAUGUAGGAGUUACCCAGGACCCAGAGUCAAUGACAGUCAUAUGUCAUCUUAUGUCAUGUUAUGUCAUUUGUAAGGCGUUUCACUGUAUAUCAACCAUCUGUCAUCAAGAGUGAAUUUAUGUAUUAUUCUGCAAUUUAUUGUGUGGAAAAUAGUUUGUCUUUGCGUGUGAUAUAUGAAGAAUUUAUUUCCAAAAUGCUAAAUAUCAAUUUUCAGAAAUGUUGGAAAAUUAGCUUUUAUUGUUUAAAGUUAUGAAAGAGAUUGGUGUAUUUUUUCACUAUCUAAUCAUGACAUGGGGUUGUUCAAUGAAAGACAUGUAUUUGUUUAAAAUCUCUCACUUGAUGGAUUCAUUUCAGAGAAAAAUUGUUUACAUUUCAUUUUUGCAAAAUGCUAAUUAUCCGCCUCACUCUCAGAGAAACAAGUAGUCCUGCUAGGUUUUACACAUUCAAAUGUAACAAAUAACUACAUUUUGAAUAAAGAACCGUUCAAAUUA